CUCAGUCGACAGUCUACUGUUCUGCCUUUUGCUGAAUCCCUCAAUGGAUUUGGCCUGAUUGAUCGUAAUGAGUUGCGGGAGCUUAAACGUGGCUGGAGCUGCACUGGGUGCGGCCUUCUCACUCCUUCUCUAUGCCUCGAUUAUACAAGGGUUCCCGCAUGAUGUUGAGAGGACACGUUAUGAAACAACAGAAGCAGUGGUGGGUCAGAACAUCACCUUACCCUGUACCAUAGAAAGCCUGCCUGAUCUCAAGCUUGUCAAUAUUGAAUGGAGGAAGAAAAACAAUAAUAGCACAAAGCUGGCUCUGUUCAGUCAAGGCAAUGGAGUUCAUUUAUUUUGGCCUAAUGUCACUAUACGUAUUGAGAAUGCAAACAGGUUGAUGGGGUCCUAUCUACACCUCCCUGAAGUGAAAAAAUGGGACAGCGGCAUCUAUAUUUGUGAUAUUGCAACUUUUCCACUUGGCUCCUUCAGGAGGGAGACAGAGCUAAAGAUUAAAGAUGUUGAAAUAAUGUGCGACAGGGACGGCAGUUUAGAAGUUUCUAAUGGACAAAAUGUGACAAUCCACUGCCAAGCAUCCCUUAAUGCACAGUACAGAUGGACCAAGAACAAGGAGCUGGUGUCAGAGAAUGAGUCUCUGCAGCUCUUGUGGGUGACUGAUGCUCACGCAGGAGUUUACAUACUGACUGUCAACACAGGAAAUGAAACUGUGCAUAAAGAGUUUACCAUCGCAGUACAAAGAGCAACCACACAUUUAAAGACAGAUCCCACAACAGUGUUGCUGCAGACAGAGAGUUUUUCAGUACCCGCAGACAACAGCUUCCCCACAUCACUGACCACUGGGCUUUUAACCACUGACGCCAAUGUAACUUGGACCACGGCUAUCGGUUCACAUGUGACAGAUGAUAGUCCAGAUGUGAUCACACCUGGAGAGGAUGUAACCUCUUUUACAAGUCCUACACAUUUCAGUGCCACAAAAUUUGCUGUCACACAAACUGACCCCUAUCACUCUACUACAUUAAGUCCUGGUAGUGCAGUGUUCACAUCCACACAGGAAAUGGCCACAGAUGAGGCGUACAAGUACCAGGACAUUUCCUCAAAGAGGCCACAAGUCCAGUCCAGCACCUCUGGAAAUAUUACAGAAAACUAUGAACGCCCUGCUGCAACCCCGACACUGAACGCUGGAAAUAAUGGAACGGUAGUUGAAGAUGCAGCACCGAGUUAUCUGGCUGUGUUAAUAAUCAUCCCGGUCCUGGUACUGAUCGCUGUGGCUGGAUUUCUGUACAGGAAACGGCUGUUAGAACAAAGGAUGGAUCUGCCGCCUCCGUUUAAACCCCCCCCUCCUCCAGUGAAGUACACCGCUGCAAGACAACGUGACAUUUAUACACAUAACUUACCCACCUCAAGGUGUAACUCAGUAACAGAACUUACUAACAUGGACCAAGUGUGUAUUAACAUAUAAUCACUAAGCAGUUGAUAAAUUAGAUAUAGGGUUUUUGUCUGAAGUGUAGAAUAACACGAUGUAUUAUUACCUCGGCCAAGGAGGUUACAAUUUAGCCGCUGUCCAUUUGUUGGUUGGUUGGUUUCUCAGCAGGAUUAUGCAAAUAUUACUGAACAGAUUUGAUAAUCACUUGUGACAUAAUUAGUUAAUUUAAAAAAUCUAUUGGCUGAAGUAUGUGCUCAACUGAGUGCUAUUCUAGUUUUCAGAUGUGAUGAACCGAUAGCAAAUGUGGAUAAUGUAUCAUGGGUGAGUGGGGUUGGUUCUAUGUUUUUAUGUAUAAAUAAUAUUUUGUAUUUUUGAAAAAAAUGC
Molecule: messenger RNA, 1807 nt
Organism: Paralichthys olivaceus (Japanese flounder)
Lineage: Eukaryota; Metazoa; Chordata; Actinopteri; Pleuronectiformes; Paralichthyidae
Product: T-cell surface protein tactile
Biological process (GO): inflammatory response; cell-matrix adhesion
Source: RefSeq, a predicted model, not a curated record